Messenger RNA from Anisakis simplex (herring worm), 933 nucleotides. The record is from the annotation of a GenBank genome assembly. NCBI's taxonomy places the organism in Eukaryota, Metazoa, Nematoda, Chromadorea, Rhabditida, Anisakidae.
GAGGCGUAUGAAGAGUUCAAGUUGAAUGAAGAGGAUGUUGAUGACGAUGAAAUGAAAGAAUCGCAUAAUAAACGGAGCGAAAGCAUAAACUACAGUCGAAGUUGUAACAAUGAACCAGAUAAAGAAGGGUAUGCGGUACCAGUGAAAGGCAUAACUGGAUCUAUAUUGACGAGACUGAAUGCUCGUCAAACGCGACAUCUGGAAUAUGCAGCCGUUGAGGCGUUGAAGAUUGCUGCUAGUGAUAAUAUUCUAGAAAUUGGAUACGGCCGAGGCGAUGGUAUUGGCUACGCAUAUGAGAAGAUUAAAAGUGGUGACGGGAUGAUAUUUUGUACAGAUCGAUCACGGUAUAUGGAAGAAGUUGUACGAAACCGAUUUUAUGUCGAAAUCGUCGAAGAGGGAAAGAUACGACUUGAUCGAGCAAUACAUCUCAGUAAUUUGCCAUACCCAUCGGAUUUCUUCUCAGGCAUUUUCCAUGUGGACACCUAUUAUUUUUGGGGUAAUCAAAUGCGUGAUAUUUGUUGGGAUUUAUGCCGUGUUCUGAAGCCAGGCGGUCGCAUUGUAUGUGCUCUACAACUGAGCAGACUAAGAAAACUUGAAGAAUGGCAUCUAAUAAGCGAACGAUUGUAUAAUCCAAUGCGCUAUUUAUCGGUCUUAGAACUGUCCGGAUUCAUUAAUGUUAAAAUGACCUAUCAUAAAUGCCCGCACGGAACAGGCGACGAGUAUCAGUUGAUAGAGGCCGAGAAACCGCAAGCAGACGAGCGAUAUUUAGAUGCCGACGAACGAAUGAAACAGCUUGAGACUAAUAUUAAACGUGAAAUGUUGGCUAUGCGCAUUCUGAAACAGCAACGACCGCAAUCCGCACAAAACACUGAAGUGUUCGAAUCUGAAGAUUCAUCUCAGUCAUCACCGAAGGAUAAACACACAAAAGCAUAG